Molecule: messenger RNA, 4119 nt
Organism: Macroventuria anomochaeta
Lineage: Eukaryota; Fungi; Ascomycota; Dothideomycetes; Pleosporales; Didymellaceae
Exons: 3
Coding region: 1-4119 (1372 amino acids)
Cellular component (GO): cytoplasm; endoplasmic reticulum; plasma membrane
Molecular function (GO): protein binding
Source: RefSeq, a predicted model, not a curated record
AUGGCUGACGAGGAGGCUCAACAUCCCACUCUCGAGCCCGUUUCGAGGCCGUUGGCGCUGAUCCCUGUGGUGAUCAAAGAAGCCGCCCUCGACUCGCCUACCUUUCGUGCAACCGCCGUCCACUUUGGUGACCAGAUCGAGCUCAUCGAACGAUGGCUCGACUCGUACGUCCGCGCAACGUCGCGGCUCGCCUCUGAGCUCACUGCCCUCCAAGGAAUAGUCGACACGUACGUACAAGCGUCACACCCGCCGCUUCAGCUGUCCGAAGCCAUCCUCGACCAUGACUACACUGUCCUCGCGCUCAAGCGGUUCGGGGAGGGCGCGCGCGAGUACUGGAACAGCACGUGUCGAAGCAUGAAGAAGGCAGAGACUAGUGUUUGUGAACCCAUACGAGCCUUCUUGAACAACGACCUUCGCGUCCUGAAGGAGGCAAGGAAGAACCUCGACCUGACACAGCGUACGUUCGACGGCGCCAUUGCGCGCUACGCCAGCCAGGUCAAGUCGAAGGAAGCAUCGUCGCUGCGAGAAGAUGCCUUCCAGCUACACGAAGCGCGGCGUGCAUACCUGCAAGCGAGCAUGAACUUCUGCGUACUGGCACCGCAAGUGCGACUGACGCUGGAUAAGGUCCUCGUCAAGGUCAUACACGAACAGUGGCGCGACAUGAAGACAGCAAAGGAUGCUCCCGCCAAGGCAUUUGCACUCGGUAACUUAGACAUCGAGCGAGUUCGCGGCUGGAGCAAGGAGAUGGAGAAUGGCGAGCGCGUCUUCAAAAGGGAGCUGCACCUUGCACGACAGCAGGUCGAGGCUGCUGCUGAGCUCAGCGCACGACCGUCGCGAGAUCUCGACUCGUACACAGCCUCUACCGUAGCCUACCUAGGCACCCCGGGACCAUCUUCCGCCAACCUGCAGUCGCCCGCGAAAUCCGAUCCCGCGAACGAGAAGGCAGAGAAGCAGGGCUGGCUCUUCCAGCGUACCAUCACUGGCAAGCCUGCAAGGACAUACUGGGUCAGGAGAUGGUUCUUCGUCAAGAACGGCAUCUUCGGCUGGCUCACGCAAGGUACACGCUCGGGUGCUGUAGAGGAGUCUGAGAAGAUCGGUGUGCUGCUCUGCGGUAUCCGUCCAGCGUUUCAGGAAGAACGGCGCUUCUGCUUUGAAGUGAAGACAAAGGAUACCACCAUCCUGCUCCAAGCUGAGACUCAGAGCGACAUCACUGAGUGGAUCUCUGCCUUCGAAGUCGCCAAACGCAAGGCCCUGGAGGACUCGUCCAAGGACACGCCUGGACCUCAAGCCUCUGUCGACGCUGCAUUCUCAAUCAGUCCGCCAGUCGCACCCGAGUUCGCUGCGAAAACGUCAGAAGGCCAUGCGGCCCACCCUGGCGACGAAAUCACUGGCCUUGACCGCGCAGAAACAUCGCUCGGCAUACCUGGUGAGGCUUCUCGAGGCGCUAGCAUCGACCUCCCUCGCCGCGGCACUGGACUUGACAGGGACGGCGAGACGGGUCGACGUGACCAUGCUGCCCGGAUUAUGGAGAAGCUUGAUCUGUCACGAAAGUCUACGGCAGGGCCGCAGCUAAGCGGAAGCAACCCCUCGUCUGCAACUGGUGGCAUUGCUAGUCUCAUCUCCGCCAGUCUUGCCUCGGCUAGCCACAAUAUCGUGCAGGUUGGACAGAUCGCCGCUCCUGCGCCUGGUCUUCCAGACACGCGCCUUAUCAUGGGCCAGACACUCCCGCAAACGAGCCUGUCUCCGAAUACUCUCGCCAACCCGCCGGCACCCACGAACCUCAGUAAAGCUGCAGUGGCUGUCAGUGGAGAGCGAGGGCUUGGUAUCGGCAAGUCUGGCAACAUGCCUGGCGGUCUCAUGGCCAAUCUGUGGGGUUCUGUCAACUGGGGCUACGUAAACAAGAUCGGCAAACCAGAUGAGCCAGGUACUCGUGACCGCAGCAUAUCCAGACCUCCAAGUCCCAUCAAUGCCCCUCUCGGCGAACCGUUCGAUGCGAAAACCGAGGCUAGCGCAAAUCAAGAUGCUGUUUCAAGCACGACGCCUGCAGCACCUUCUCAUCGAAAGACUAUCAGUCUCGGUGGCACCCUGAGCCGGCCAUCCACCUCGGAAGGGGAGUUCCCCAACAACUACCCGGCUGCACUAAGGAUGCAAGACGCACAGUUCCGUAUACUCUUUCCUACAGUGCCACGAUCAGAAAAGCUCGUGUUGGUAUUCCGUGCUGUCUGGAAUCCGACUGAGCAGCAAGAGUUCCCAGGUCGUGUCUAUGUCACGACCCAGGACAUAUACUUCUACAGCAACCAUCUUGGUCUUGUCCUGGUCACGGGCAUCAUCAUGAGUCAGAUCAGUGAAGUCACUGCUGCACCUGGCAAAGACUGUGACUUCCUCUUUCUACACUUCAAGACUGGCGUGAGAGAAGUCGGCGCGACUAGGAUCACAGUCAAGACUUUUCUCGAGCCUCUCAAGCUUCUACAGCGACGCCUCAACUUUCUGGUUCGGAACGCCACCACAGGCGAACAUGAAUUGGAGGAGGUCAUCAAAGCACUCAUCAAGAUGGAGGCUGAUGACAACCAACACUCGGCCGGUGAAGAAGGCUGGGAAGAGAUCUCGCCGGAUACGCCCAUGGAUCACAGCUACGGCGGGAAGAAUAUCAAGACAAGUCUUCGCAUCGAUGGUAACUUGUUUGGACCAUCCGGCGUCAGUGCCAGCAAAAGUACAGCCAAGUUCAGGUUGCCAUCCCAGCCAGUUGUGUUCGCUCCUGCCGGCAUGAUGCGUGUCGCAGUCGAGAAGGAAUACGAGAUCAGCGCAAAGGCUCUCUUCCACAUUCUGUUCGGUGACAAGAGUGCGGUCUUCCAGCUGCUGUACAGGGAACGGCUUGCAAAGCGCGUAGUACAAGGGCCUUGGACAGCAACCGAUAAGACCCGUCAGCGUCGUGAUUUCGAAUACGAGAUUGCACAGCCCGGUCAGAACGGUGCUAACCCUGUCAUCAACGACUAUCAGGUCAUCGAAGUAAUGAACGAUCACCUCUGCUACGUAGUGUCAGAUAGGAAGACGCCAUGGUACUUGCCAGGACAUGAGCGAUUCGUGCUCCUCAGUAAGGUUGUCAUCACACACGUUUCGAAGGCGAGGUGCAAGCUUGCUGUUCACACCAAGAUCGAUUGGAAGCGAAACCCACACAUUGCGAAAAAACUUAUUGAGCGCCAGGGUCUUCAGGACUUGGAGCUUGAAGCACAGGAUCUUGUCGAUGUCGUCAACGAUCAAGUCGCUCGUUUAGGGCACAACAGAAGCACUGGCAAGGUCACGAACAUCUUCGGCCAGAUUGGUGUGCAGACCCAGGCUGUGCAGAUAAAUGCAGAAGACAUCCCACCGCCGAACCGCCCACGCAAAUUCAAGCUGCAACCUACAACGACAGGCUCCUUCAUUGCGCAGUAUGUGGGCAACGUCAUUAUCAGUGUCCUGUCGACCGUCAUGAGCUGGGUGCUUGCUAUUUUCGCCGGCAUCAGCAAUGUAGUCUCCGCACACAAGCUGUUAGUCGUGCUGCUGCUGGUCAGUGGCGGAGCGAACUUCUUCUACACCUCGAAAGAUAGCUGGGCGUGGUGGAAUGAGCGCAAUGCCGCCAGCUACAUGUCGCGCUUGGGCGUCGGACCAUCAACCAGUAUGAUGCGCUCGGUCUACCUGCGCGAUAUCGCUGAAGCGUUCGCCAACCCCAACGACACCAGUCUUGAGCUUGCACUGCCCACCGAGAGCAUCUCGGACAACAGGUGUCACCAAACGUUUACGCACCUCCUUGACCACCCAUCCUCCGCAUCAUCACCGAACUCGUUCUAUGAUCCGACCACGCACAGCACAAGACGUCUUGAGCGCACACGGCGCAAUUUGGGCUCACAGCGUCAUGACUUGCUCGUUGCUCUACGCGUCGUGAACCGUAUCGAGCAGGAAGUGGUGGAAGCAGAGUAUGAGCACUGGCUGCUGGAUGAGACACAAAAGUGCGCAAGGGUUGGCACGAUGUUAGAUGGAACGAAGAAAAACGAUAAGAACGUGCAGGCGUGGGUGAAGGGGUACUGUGGGGACUGCGAGAAAGGCUUGCAUUUGGUGAGGGAAAGUAGAAAGAGUUUGAUAUAG